AUGCUGGGUUGGGGUUGGGAGCGCCAAAGUUUCCGGCUAUCCCAACUCCCCCCGGAUCGUAUGACUUCUCAACACCCCAAUAUCUCUAUGGAUCCAACGGCUCGCAAUGAUACUAGUCCCGCAAAUACUAAAGAUCCUGAUGGUGGUGAUGAUAACGUUCACGUCUAUUGGGCUAGAGAUCCUAUGGGUCCUAUAGAAACGAAGCUUGAAUAUGCCCUCGAGACCCCAUAUACAAGCCAGAAUUGCCCUCCAGAAAAGGGGAACAACACAUUGAGGGUCCCGAAACCCGACAUAGUUUUUGGAUACGACGCUGAAAAUUUUCCUGAGAUACUUAAGUUGAAAGAAAAUAAAUAUACGCCAGAAAAAGAGCUCAGCGACUGGUUUUACUCCAGUACAAGUUGCAUUUGUUUCCCGUACAUGGUUCUUGAAGCAAAAGGCCAUCGAGAUUUAUUCGCACUAGCAGAGAACCAAGCUAUUGAUGCUGGCCGGGUGUCCUUGGAUAGUACCUGGUCGAUACUUGGAGACGAAGAUAUGGUUUUCCUCGUUAGCGCAAUGCCAUAUCUUGCAAACGUCUCCAUCAUGUGGAGAUAUGUAGACCCAAGUAACAAAGAGCCUGUUUAUACCUCACAAUUCUAUACCAGCUUUGCUUUACUGGAGAUGGACCAAUUUAAAAAGUUCCGAACAUUACUAUUCCGUAUACAAUAUUGGGCAGGAACGAAUAAGUUACAGCGAAUUGAACAAGGCUUUCGAACGUGGAAAAAUGAUGGGUAUCCCCGAAACCUAUACCAACCAGUAAAGCGCAAAGUACUAUCCAAAGGACGUUCGCUUGUUUGGGUCCCUAAUAGCUAG
Molecule: messenger RNA, 849 nt
Organism: Daldinia loculata
Lineage: Eukaryota; Fungi; Ascomycota; Sordariomycetes; Xylariales; Hypoxylaceae
Exons: 1
Coding region: 1-849 (282 amino acids)
Source: RefSeq, a predicted model, not a curated record